This is a messenger RNA of Larimichthys crocea (large yellow croaker), 1434 nucleotides long. RefSeq names its product transmembrane 4 L six family member 4 (gene tm4sf4). NCBI's taxonomy places the organism in Eukaryota, Metazoa, Chordata, Actinopteri, Sciaenidae. The record is from RefSeq and is a predicted model, not a curated record. Gene Ontology annotation, cellular component: membrane. The transcript has 5 exons. Bases 336 to 950 code for a protein of 204 amino acids.
AGCAUCAAACAUCCUCACAAACAGGACAGGUGAGGCAGACAGGGUCGUUCGGAGGAUUCAGUAAAGUGGACAGAGCUAUUUUGAAGAAACAAUCAAGUUUAAAGGGUGUAGAAGCUGCAGUUGGAGAUAAAUAUAAAGUCAACAAGUGGGGUGGCAGUUUAAAUACUAAUCUCUGAUCGUUGUGGAGUGGACAUAGAUCGGACAAGAUUUGAGUCUAAAUUUCAAUUUUGGAAACAAGACACUGUUGCUUUGUCAAAUUUGAUCAAAACUCACAAAAUACAUCCAACAACCAAGGAGUUUGUUCUAGUACAGCCGACUGAAACAUCGGUGUCAAAAUGUGUUCAGGCAGCUUUGCCAAGUGUCUGGGGAUCACGCUGAUACCUCUGUCGAUUGUGUGCUUGCUGUGUAACAUCCUGCUCUUCUUCCCUGGUGGAAAACCUGCGACUAACAAAGACCAUAUCACAAACGAAGUCUGGUACUUUGGAGGUAUUCUGGGAUCUGGAAUGCUGAUGAUCUUCCCAGCUCUGGUCUUCCUGGGUCUGAAGAACAAUGACUGCUGCGGUUGCUGUGGUAACGAAAGCUGCGGACGGAGAUUUGCGAUGCUGAGUUCCAUACUGUUUGCAGCUGUGGGUGUUGUGGGGGCUGGGUACUCGGUAAUAGUUUCUGCAGUGGCCAUAAACCACGGACCUAUAUGUAAGAAUAAUGUUGGAGGCAACAUAACGUGGGACAAUCCCUUCUUAGGAAGUGAAUACCUGUCCAACACAACUAGCUGGACGGUUUGUUUGGAGCCGGAAAAUGCGGUGUCCUGGCAUCUCGGUCUAUUCUCUGUGCUGCUGGUCAUGGGUUUGAUCCAGGUGGCACUGUGUGCUGUGCAGGUGGUGAACGGUCUGCUUGGAUGUCUGUGUGGGGAUUGCUGUGGCUGCUGUGGAGGGAGCGAUGGAGCCGUCUGAGCACUUCCUGCCUGAAGAUGGCUGUUUCCUGUAUUCAUUUUGAGGAUCAAAGUGCUGUCUUGCUUUGUUCCAUAGCUAUAAUUUUUUGCAUAAGAGCUCAUUGAUUACAUUGUGUGUACUAACAACAUUGGUGAAAUGACAGAGCUCUAAUUUACUCUAUAUGCGGAAUACACUGAUUUUCCUCUGCUCUGUUGUAUUAUUAACUUUUGGCUAUUCAGCUAAAACAGAAAGUAAAUAUCCUAUUUUAGUAUGAAAAACUGAUGAGAGCAUUUAUGUUCUGCUUUUUAUGUUGUUUUUGUUUGUGUCCAGUCAAACUUAUACAAAAAUGGCAACCUGUUUAAAUAUAUUUCCAUUGAGAUAUUUCUGUUGCAAGUCUGCCCCCUUCUGGGCAUUUUAGUGUUGUAAGCCUGAGUCUUAUGGGGGUUAAAAGGUCAUAGAGAUGGACCUACAUGUAUCUACGCCAUCAAUAAACUCAUACAUCUUG